AUGGCGGAGCUCUACACGGAGGCGCGCAGCCGGACCUGCGUCCAGCCCAUCCAGGUCGUCGGCGUCUCGCACGACUCGCCGCUGUCGUGGUCGCCGUCCGGGCGGCGCCUGGCCUUUGUCGCUGGCAACAACAGCAUCUUUGUCUGCGCGUCCACGGGCACGGCGAAUGGCGUCGUGCUCGAGAAGAUCGUCCCGCUCUUCAAGAAGGAGGUGCACGUUGUCAUGUUCUUUGCGGACCGCGAAGACCUCUUGCUCGUGGCCGGCGCGGAAGGCCUUGCGUUUGUCAACGUCGAGACGGGCGACGUUGCGCACCGCAUUGGCCUCGGCGAAGACAACAACCACGAGAGCGACAUUACAUGCGCUACGUGGCUCUACGAUGGCCUCAUCCUCGCGACGGGCUCGAAGGACACGACCAUCAAGCUCUGGGCGCGCGACCACGCGGUGCCCACCGAGUGGCUCUGCCUCGAGACGCUCGCCGCGCACAAGGCGCCGCUUCUGACCAUGACGUUCAGCGCACACACCAACGCGCUCUUCUCAUCCGGUCGCGACUCGUCGAUCAAGAACUGGGACGUGCGCAGCCUGCACCCCCACACGAUCCAGAAGCGCAAGGACGAUGGCAGCAUCUCUUGCAGCGUGUCGUCGUCCAUGGAAGGUCACCAAGGCGACGUCGUGACGCUGACAGUCACGGAGAAUGGCAAGAUCCUCUUUUCCGGCGCGCGCGACAACACGAUCAAGGUCUGGAACGUAGCGCAGCACCGCGAGAUCCGCAUCAUCAAGGGCCACACGGGCGACAUCCGCCGCAUCAUCCUCCUCAACGACGAGCAGCACAUGUACUCGGCGUCGGCCGACGGCACGAUUCGACUCUUGAAGCUCCUCGACGUGGUCCAAGACGACGAGACGAUUCUCUCGGCCGAGGACCUCGAGCGCGAUCGCGAAGUGGCCGACAAGCUCGCGCUGGAAGAGAUCCUCGGCGCGUCCAAGUCGGACAUGGCGUACGCUGCCGGCAUGAUCAACCCGCUCGCGAUGCCCCGCGACGAGCUGCUGAUGUCGCUCAACGCCCAUGAUGAGCACGUGUUCCGCAUGGAAGUCAACCCGUGCGUCCCGCUCAUGGCGACGGCCGGCAACCACGAGGUGCGCAUCUGGAAUAUCGACAACAUUGCCAAGCCCGUGCUCUUGAACGAGUUUGUGGCGCACACGGGGACCGUCACGUCGGUCUCGCUCCUCCAUGACGACAAGCACCUCGUGUCGUCGUCGCUCGACGGCCGUAUCCAUCUCUACAACGUCGGCAGCAUUCACCGCGAGGCCAAACUUGACGUCUACGGCUCGGUGGGCGCGCUGGCGCUGACGCCGGACCAGCGCCUCCUCUUUUGCUCGGGCAACGAUUAUGACAUUCGGGGUUUUGUCAUGCAGGACACCACCAUUGGGGCGCAGUGCGUCGUUGAGCUCACGGGCCACGCGGGCAAGGUCUACUGCAUGGCGUCGUCGCCCGACGGUACGGUUCUUGUCAGCGGUGCCCACGACUACAGUUUGUGCGUCUGGAAGCUGGGCGCUAUCAACCAGAGUUACCAAGGCGCAAACGUCCCGCUUCUCAACACGGUCGACGCCGAAAUCAAGACGCUGACGCCGGCGAAGAAGUUCAACUCGCCGCACCAAGGCCACAUCUUUGCCGCCGUCUUCAACGCGCCCAGCACCAACCAAGCCGUGCGCCUGGCGACGUGCGGCAACGACCACGCGAUCAAGCUCUGGCGGCUGCGCGGCCACGCGCUCUCGGAAGUGUGCCUUAUCCCGGAUGCGCACUUGAGCGUCAUCAGCAGCCUCACGUGGGGCAAGCAUGCAUCGAGCCACCUCCUCUUUUCGGGUGGCUGGGACCACACGAUCAAGGUGUGGGACCUCACGGCCGACACGCGGGCGCCGUCCGCGCCGAUCGGAACGCUUCAUGGACACAAGGGCCGUCUCUCGAGUCUUCAGGUCUCGGACGACGGCCAACUGCUCGUGUCGACUGCCGCCGACGGCACGACCAAGCUCUGGCAGGCGGUUGCGCCCUUCCAGCUCCUCUGCACGUACGUGGGUGCGGUUGAAGGCGGCGCAAGCAGCCUUGCGGUCGGUCGCAACAUCAUCGCGACGGGGUAUGACGACGGGAUGAUUCGCGUCUGGCCGCUCAUGCGCAGCGACGGCAGCGUCGACGCCGAGUACGACGGUCUCUUCUUGACGCCGGACGAGCUCGAGGUGCUCCAGACGCGGUCGCGCGUGACGGGCUCGACGCGCAAGAAGGGCGCGUUCUCGCCCACGGCCGCGCCCUCGCUUCUCUAA
Saprolegnia diclina VS20 is the source of this 2310-nucleotide messenger RNA. RefSeq lists its product as hypothetical. Bases 1 to 2310 code for a protein of 769 amino acids. The record is from RefSeq and is a predicted model, not a curated record. Gene Ontology annotation, molecular function: protein binding. NCBI's taxonomy places the organism in Eukaryota, Oomycota, Saprolegniomycetes, Saprolegniales, Saprolegniaceae. The transcript is spliced from 4 exons.